This is a messenger RNA of Artibeus jamaicensis (Jamaican fruit-eating bat), 4512 nucleotides long. RefSeq names its product desmoglein 3 (gene DSG3). Gene Ontology annotation, biological process: homophilic cell-cell adhesion. Gene Ontology annotation, cellular component: desmosome; plasma membrane. The record is from RefSeq and is a predicted model, not a curated record. Gene Ontology annotation, molecular function: calcium ion binding. Lineage: Eukaryota; Metazoa; Chordata; Mammalia; Chiroptera; Phyllostomidae. The coding region runs from base 78 to 3092 and encodes 1004 amino acids. The transcript is spliced from 16 exons.
ACAGCAGAGACCUGUGCGGAGGGUGGAAGGACGGAGGCAGCAGCUCCUGGGGAUUUGCUCAGCGGGAGACAGAGACGAUGACUUCACUGCUUCUCAGAGCCACAGGGGCUCUGGCCAUUUUCAUGGUGGUUGUAUUGGUUCAUGGAGAAUUGAGAAUAAAGACAAAAGGGCAACAUGAAGAAAACGGAACAGAAAUACAACAAGCCAAAAGGAGAUAUAAACGUGAAUGGGUGAAAUUUGCAAGACCCUGCAGAGAAGAAGAAGACAACUCAAAAAGAAACCCGAUUGCCACAAUUACUUCAGAUUUCCAAGCACAGGAGCCCAUUUUCUACCGAAUUUCUGGAAAAGGAAUUGAUGAGCCCCCUUUGGGAAUCUUUGUUGUUAACCGAAAUACUGGAGAAAUUAACAUAACAUCCAUAGUUGAUCGUGAGAAAACCCCAAGCUUCAACAUCAUAUGUCACGCUAUAACUGCCCAAGGGAGAGAAGUGGAGAAACCACUUAUAUUAACGGUCAAAAUUAUAGACAUCAAUGACAACCCUCCAGUGUUUUCACAGAGUAUAUUCAUGGGUGAAAUUGAAGAAAAUAGCCCUGCAAACUCACUGGUGAUGAUACUGAAUGCCACAGAUGCAGAUGAGCCAAACAACUUGAACUCUAAAAUUGCCUUCAAAAUUGUUUCUCAAGAACCUGCAAGCAAUCCCAUGUUCCUCCUUAGCAGACACUCUGGGGAAGUCCGAACUUUGACCAGUUCUCUUGAUCGAGAGCAAGUUAGCAGCUACCGUCUAAUUGUGAGUGGUGCAGACCGAGAUGGAGAAGGACUAUCAAGCCAGUGUGAAAGUAAUAUCAAAGUGAAAGAUGUCAAUGAUAAUUUCCCAAUGUUCAGAGAAUUACAGUAUUCAGCACGUAUUGAAGAAAAUACUUUAAGUUCUGAGUUGCUUCGAUUUCAAGUAAUCGAUUUGGAUGAAGAGUUCACAGAUAAUUGGCUUGCGGUGUAUUUCUUCACCUCUGGAAAUGAAGGGAAUUGGUUUGAAAUACAAACUGAUCCCAGGACGAACGAAGGCAUCCUGAAGGUGGUUAAGUCUCUAGAUUAUGAACAAGUACAAAAUGCGCGAUUUAGUAUUGGCGUUAAAAACAAAGCUGCAUUUCACCAAUCAGUAAUCUCUCAAUAUCAAGUCAAGUCAACUGAAGUCACAGUUGAAGUUAUAAAUGUGCAAGAAGGGAUUACAUUCAGGCCGUCUUCCAAGACGUUUAUUAUCCCGCAAGACAAAAGUGGUAGAAGGUUGCUCAACUACAUCCUGGGACCGUACCAAGCCACUGAUGAGGACACUGGCAAAGCUGCCUCGAAUGUCAGAUAUAUGAUGGGACGUAAUGAUGGUGGUUUCCUAAUUAUUGAUUCAAAAACAGCUGAAAUCAAAUUUGUGAAAAACAUCAAUCGGGAUUCUGCCUUCAUUGUUAACAAAACAAUCAUAGCUGAGAUUCUGGCCAUCGAUGACAACACAGGUAAAACAUCGACAGGCACCGUCCAUGUGAGAGUACCUGAUUUUAAUGAAAAUUGUCCAACAAUUGUCCUCGAAAAGGAAACAAUUUGCAGCUCAUCGCCUUCUGUGAUUGUCUCGGCUCACGUAGCGGACAGUAGUAAAUAUUCCGGCCCCUACACGUUUUCACUGGAGGAUCAGCCUCAGAAAUUGCCAACUGUUUGGAGCAUCACAACUCUUAAUGCUACCUCUGCACUCCUAAAGGCCCAGCAGCAGGUAUCCCCUGGAGUGCACAGUGUGUCCCUCAUAAUUUCAGACAGAGACAACAGGCAGUGUGAGACUCCAGAGAGUCUGACUCUGGAGGUCUGUCAGUGCAACAACAGAGACGUCUGUGCAGCCCCAACCCCUAAGCCCAGGUAUGAAGAAGAUGAGUCAUCUUGGAGACUGGGGCCCGCUGCCAUUGGCCUGAUAUUCCUCGGUCUUUUGCUGUUGCUGUUGGCCCCCCUUCUGCUGCUGACCUGUGACUGUGGGAUGGGUUCCCCAGGAGGAGCAAUGGCUGGAUUCAUCCCAGUUCCGGAUGGUUCAGAAGGCACAAUUCAUCAAUGGGGAAUCGAAGGAGGCCAACCUAAAGACAAGGAAAUGACAAAUAUUUGUGUGCCAUUUGGAAACUCCAAUGGAACUGAUUUCAUGGAAAAUUCUGAAGUUUGUACAAACACAUGCACCAGAAGAAGGGUGGUGGAAGAAAAUUUGGGAAUGGAGCGGACCACCAAGCUUGAAACGGCUACAGGACCUGGAGCAGACAUGGGAGCUGCUGCGGGAUUCAGAACCACCACGGGGCUCGGCUUCUGUUCUGCAGAACAGUCAGGAACCAUGCGGACAAAUGGCUUCUGCUGUGCAGAACAGUCAGGAACCGUGCGGACAAGGCAUUCCACUGGGGGCGCCCAGAGGGAAUGUGGUGAGGGAGAGAUAAACAUGAAUUUCCUGGAGUCCUACUUUUCUCAGAAAGCAUUUGACUGUGCAGAGGAAGAGGAUGGCCAGGAAGCAAACGACUGCUUGCUGAUCUAUGACAAUGAAGGACUGGGUGCCCCUAGUUCUCCUGUGGGCUCCCUGGGUUGCUGCAGUUUUAUCGUCGAUGACCUGGAUGAGAGCUUUUUGGAUUCCCUGGGCCCGAAAUUUAAACAACUUGCAGAGAUAAGCCUCGGGCUUGAUGACAAAGCCAAACAAUCUCAGACACACAACAAAAACGGCAGUUCUGGGAUGGGAUCCUGUGGCCAUUCUGUAGAAAUCCAGCAGUCAGGGUGUUCUAGGUGCCAGAUUUCAGCAGACAGUCAAGGAGCUUCUGCUUUGUCUGCUUCUUGCUCUGUCUUCCAACCCGCCAUUCCCAUCCCUGACCCUCUGCAGCAGCGUAGCUGUUUGGUGACGGAGACUUACUCAGCGUCUGGCUCCCUCAUGCAACCUUCUACUGCAACCUUUGAUCCACUUCUCACGCAAAAUGUUACUGUGACAGAAAGAGUGAUUUGUCCCAUUUCCAGUAGUCCUGGCACCCUACAUGGUCCAAUUGAGCUACGAGGGUCAUGUAAUAUGAUUUGUACAGAAGAUCCUUGUUCCCGUCUGAUAUGACCAGAAUGAACAGGAACCACAUACUGGUUGCGUAAGGAUAUCUGGACCAAAUUAUCCAAAAUAGCAUAGCAAGUCUCACAGCAUCGGUCUAAUUUGGCACUUACUUGCUACUCUGACAAAGUGAUCAUAAUUACAGUUUUUUCUAGUUCAUAUCCCCCAAGUGAAUAUGUUGCCACUCUUAAUUCUCAAAUACUAUUCAAGUGGUAUUGAAUUUUAAUGUUUUUUGAAAAAUCUUUUUAAAGAAAAUUUUAGUAGAUUAAGCACUUAGAGUCAAGAAUCCCAAUUUUUGUCCCUCUCAUCUUCUCUUAUAUCACUAAUAAUGAUGUAAGAGUCCUAGGUGUUUGCUAAAGCAUUUUGAGCUGCUCAAGAAAGAAAAAAAAACUAGCUACAGUUGAACUUUUUCCAUCUUCUUGGUGCUGGGAGACCCUAACAUGUAUCUUUUGGUCAAGCUAUAGGGGCUAUUGGCUUAUGCUUUAAACUUGCUACAUCUAUACACCUCAUAUUCUAACAGUAAGACAAUUUUAUCAUAGGACAUUUAAGGAAGUUUAAUAUAGUGUAAAUAGUAUUUUGGGUUUCUGUAAUCAUCUUGAAAUGAUCUAUCUAAAGAAAAUGCACUCCUUUCUAUAUACUUCUCAGUAACAAAUCCUAUGUUAAUAGUUAAAAGUGGUCCUUAUUUUUUAAAUGUCAGCGGGCCGAUGUAACUUUCAUGUGACAUGCAUGAUGUUUAUUAUGUUGACAAUGUUUACAGACUUGUGGAAAUUCAAACCAUGGCUUUUCUCGUAAACAGAGGGGGCUUCUGACUAGAAUAACACAAGAUGAAAUUUGUAAAUAUGUAUUAUAAACAGAAUUUCAGGUCAAAUAGGAAAUGAAAAAGGAUUAGCAGGAACCUCUUUUUUUUUUAAGUCUCCUUCCUUUUACAUUAAACAGCUAUAGCAAUUUAAUUCUUGAGCAUAACAUUGUUAGGUUAGUGAAGGUUUAGGACGUAUUAUCUCAUGCAUGUUAGCAUGAUGACAACGCAGUUCUUCACAUCAUUUCUUGUCUUUCAAGAUCUUCAGCCCUCAACCUAUAGCGAGCAUCCUAUCUGCUUAUCGACAUUACUGUCUUAGCUGAGUCUUUAAAAGGACAUUAUCCAGCCCUACUGUCUCUAAUUGCAUGUAAAAUUCUCCUUCCAUUUUUUGGCCAUAUUCCAGACUGAUACUGAUACUUGUUUUUCCAGAUGACAUGCAAACUAAUAAAGUGCUUGUGUUUUAACUCAGAGGGAUACAGUCUUGAGGACACCUUGGGGGAAAGAGACCCCCUAAAAUUUCUUACAUCUAGGAUUCUUCCCUGGCCCAGAUGCCCUGACUACCAGGAAGGCCUGUGCUAGGAUAGCCUGAGAAGUGUAGGCAGUCUGCUCUUCCAAGACAAGGCUGUUGCUGCA